AUGUUUAAAUAAAUAUGUCCAGAAUCUCUAAAUUGUGGAUAUUUAAACAAAUGCAUAGAUGGAAUGUGUAUACAUAAUCCAAUAUUCCCUAUGACUUUAUAUACUGCCAUAGUUUAUUUCAUAUGCCCUAUAUUAUUGGGACUUGGAAUGACAGGAGGAUUAGGAGGAGGAGUAUUGAAAGGACCAAUUCUAUUAAUGAUGCUUGAUUAUGAAUAGAGUUAUGCAACUUAAUUAUCUUAUUGUUUAAUGUUUGGCGGAUGUGUCAUAAAUACAUUUCUAUUAAUGAAAAAAUCUCAUCCUUAUGAUUAGAAAAGACCAUUAGUAAAUUAUAAUUUAGUAGUGAUUUUAAAUUGUUCAAUAGCCCUUGGUAGUUAUUUAGGAAGUAUCCUAAAUGUUUUUCUAGCUCCUAUAAUUGAAACAAUUUUCUAAUAACUUUUUUUGAUUAUUGUUAUUCCAUUUCUAUUGAAUAAAGCAAAAAAAGAAAAACUAAGAAAAAUAAGAUGUUAAAGUGAACUUGAUUUAGAAAAAUAUUUACUUAAUUAAAAAGAUUCAAUAUACACUGAAGAAUAAUAAUUGUUAUUAUAAGAAGAAUUUCAGAAUUUUUAUCCAUAUAAAAAAUUGGCCAUAGCCUUUUCAUUCUUUAUUGUUUCAUAAGUAAUUAUGACAGGUGGAAAAUAUCUAUAACCAUUUAUUCAAUUAAAUAAAUGCUUUGAUUUUAGAUACAUAUUAUGGAUAAUAUUGUUAAUUUUUAAUAUUUUUAUGUCUAGAUUAGUAUAUAAAUAUGGUUAAAAAGUAAUAUAUAUAUAUUAUUAAAUAAUUAGAAAGAAAAACUAUUUGAUGAUUAUUAAAUUUAUAUGUAAGAAAGAUAUUUUAAAAAGAAUCAAUUUAUAUUAAUAUAUGUUUCUGGAUUUUUAGCUGGAUUAAUUUCAGGACUUCUAGCUUUAGGAGCAGUAAAUUAUUGUAUUUAUUUAAGGGAUUAUUAAUGGUUCCAGUAUUAUUACAAUUAGGAUUACAUCCUAGAAUUGCUACUGCAACAUCAGCAUUUAAUUACUUUUUUAUUGGUUUAACUAAUGUUGUCAAAUUAAUAACUGAUAGUUAAGUUUAAAUGACAGAAAUUAUUUGGUUUUUUGGAUUAGCUGUAAAUAUUAAUUUCAUAUUUAGUUUAUUUUUGGAACUAUAUGUUGCCAUUACUCUUUAAAAAUUAUUGAAAAGUUAAAAUUAGUUCAUAUAGUGAUAUAUUUUACUAUUCUUUUGGCUAUUUUGAAUUUUAUUGCUGGAUUUUAUUAUUCAAUUAUUUAAUCAUUAAGAUUUGGAUUUAAAAGUCUUUUAGAAUUUGAAUUCCAUUGUUGA
Molecule: messenger RNA, 1350 nt
Organism: Paramecium primaurelia
Lineage: Eukaryota; Ciliophora; Oligohymenophorea; Peniculida; Parameciidae
Source: the annotation of a GenBank genome assembly